This is a messenger RNA of Centruroides sculpturatus (bark scorpion), 414 nucleotides long. Its product is annotated as casein kinase 1-like protein 12. Lineage: Eukaryota; Metazoa; Arthropoda; Arachnida; Scorpiones; Buthidae. The record is from RefSeq and is a predicted model, not a curated record. The transcript has 2 exons. Gene Ontology annotation, molecular function: ATP binding; protein serine/threonine kinase activity. Gene Ontology annotation, biological process: endocytosis; signal transduction; peptidyl-serine phosphorylation. The annotation marks the transcript as partial. Gene Ontology annotation, cellular component: cytoplasm; nucleus.
UAUGGAUUAUCUAAACUGUAUAGAGUCAACGAUAAGCAUGUCGAGUAUAAGGAUGGUAAAAUGUUAACAGGAACAGCUCGUUAUGCCAGCCUCAACGUUCAUUUAGGAAUUGAACAAAGUCGACGCGAUGAUAUAGAAUCUUUAGGCAAUGUCUUAAUGUAUUUUCUUCGAGGAUUUCUUCCUUGGGAGGGAUUGGUUGCUGCAACCAGAAAACAAAAACACGAAAGAAUCCCCGAAAAUAAAGCAUCUACUUCUAUCGAAACAUUAUGCAGCGGAUUUCCCGACGAAUUUGCCAAUUAUCUGCGCCAUUGCAGAAGUCUAAAAUUCGAAGAAGCUCCCGAUUACGAAUAUCUCCGCAGCAAAUUCAGAGAUUUGUUUUAUCGCUUGAAUUUCAAAUUAGACGAAAGCAAUUGA